This is a messenger RNA of Trematomus bernacchii (emerald rockcod), 2277 nucleotides long. RefSeq lists its product as uncharacterized. NCBI's taxonomy places the organism in Eukaryota, Metazoa, Chordata, Actinopteri, Perciformes, Nototheniidae. The record is from RefSeq and is a predicted model, not a curated record. The coding region runs from base 374 to 982 and encodes 202 amino acids. The transcript is spliced from 7 exons.
CUUACGCCUUGCUCAGUGACACAAAUAUGUACGAGUGCAUAUGGCAAGGAAGGAAAACCAUUUCAACAGUGUGGCUCACAGUCAAUGUGCCACAUAUUGAGCGCUCCAUGUCGGUGCCAGUGGACAACUUGUCGACUCUACCAUGCUAUAUUCCGAGGUCCAGAAAGCAGUCCCCCAACAAGAUGCUAGUCUGGUGGACCUGGAACGGCAUGACUAUAGCGUCGCUGCCUGGGGUACUGUACACUGCCGAUGGACUAUAAUGCAUGCCCUAGGCCUAGAUGAACAUUUUCAUAGAUGUCCAGGUGACCUGAGACAAAUGACUUGUAUGUGAAGCCAUUGCAACACGCAAGUCAUUAUAACGUCUGUGACGUCCAUGGAUGACUAUAGGAGAAGGAUUUUUCCCGACUCUCGUGAAUCAUUUGAACUUGAUAUAAGCCCAACAAUGAUGACAGACAGUGGAGAAUACCAGUGUUUGUAUAAAACCAGCGAUACUGAUGAUGCAAGGCCAGGGACACCAGAGAGUAUCACACUGACGGUAGUGGAAACGAACACGACAGAUAUUGGUAACAUUCUUUCUUAUUCUUUUCACUGCAGCUAUGUCAUUAUCAGAAAAAUGAUGCACCAUGUAACAGCCAAUCUUUCAGAUACCCCAUGGGUUGUUGUUACCACUGAUGAGACCCCAGGAACGACAGAGGACUGGGUCAGUACAACACACUGGCCGAUAGUGUCUACGACAGAAGAAGUGACUGUCACCGAUCCUAUACAUGUUCUUCUGGAAGAUUCUACACAGCCAAUUGAAGUCACGACAGAGUUGCAGCUAAGGGCAGCCAUUGAGGAGACGCAAACAUCAGGCCCAAACAAAGUUCCAGUCGACACAGCCGCCCCAGACAAUGUCCCGUGGGUUCGAUAUGGACUGAUCGCUGCAGUGUUGCUGCUGACCGCCGUGGUUCUGUGUAUCCUGAAAGCAGCGCAGAGAAUCUGAAAGGAUGAGCAGGAUGGAUCAAGUCGGACCUUUGCUGCUCAGCGGACCUUUGUACUCAAGGGGGCUUUUGAGAUGUGUGCCCAAGGAAAAGAUGCCUUGUUGACUUGACUCACCACGUGAUCCGGGGUUGACUGUGACUGUGUACUGCACACAAGAUAAAACAGGGCUGAUUUGGGAUCAGAUUUCUGGACUUCUGUAAAGGAACCUGUGUGCAAACCAUGUGUGAUGUUGUCCAGAGGAACAAUGAUAUGCUGUAUCAUGGUAAAAUUGGUUUUGUACAUUCAGACACAAUUUGUUUUAUUACUUAUUCUCUGACAUAGAUUAGACUUUUAUAAGCAUUAGCAAUCAUGGAUGGAUGCAUUUUGCUUUUAUAUUUUUUGCCGACUUAGUGAAGAAUCAGUGUGUGUUGACAGCAUGAUGUCUGCUUAAUGCUUCCUGUGUGUGUGUGCUCCUCAGCCCUCUCUGUCAGGAAUGAAGAACAGGUGAAAUUCAAUAUAGAAAGACACUGUGCCAGAGUGCUGUAUAAGGCAGUCAUUUAAGCCAUGUGAACUUCAGCAGCAAAAUCUAUGUAAGUACAGUCUAUAGGGUGAGCCACUGUCACUAUAAUAAUAAUACACGCACUAAAAUAAGCUUUGAAGUCUGUCACCUGUAUUUAUGUGUGUGCUUAAAUCCAUUUCUGCCCAAGUAAAACAAAAAUACUUUGCGUUAUAAGGAAAGAGGGCGUGCUGCGUGUAUUACUGUACCUUACAGUAUCUUUUCUGAUAUAGAGUUUUUGUUCUCUAACAAUUAAUUAAUUAGCCCAUUCAAAUAUAAUGGAUUGGCAUUUAUAAACAUUUGAGUCAUUUUCAAAUUUAUUUUUGAAGAGUUUUUAUUGUUUUAUUCAUUUUUCUUAGUACUUUUACGAGUAAUAAUUUACCUACAUUUUGCUUACCAUUACUUGAGUGACAUCUCCAAUACAGGACUUUUACUUACCAGAGUAUUUUUACAACGUAGUAUUAGUAAGUUUACCUCCUGUUCAGACUCGCCCUCUCAGAGUAGAAUGAAAGCCCUUUCUGAAAUGCAAGGUUGUAAAUAUUCAACUUCAGAUGAACCUACUGUAUAUGUACCAAGGACAUUUUCCAGUACAUGUGUAUUAAUAGAAUGUGUUAAAGUAUCCCGCUUCAUGGAUUGGUAUACCUCAGACAGUUGGGAUGAUUCAGGCUACAAUACCGUAGGGGUCCUGACAUCCAUGUAUGCAUGUCAGCCUCUUUUAAAACUCUCCUAUUGUCACAAAACAUGAAAUAAAUCCAAUAAAG